This is a messenger RNA of Wyeomyia smithii (pitcher-plant mosquito), 576 nucleotides long. RefSeq lists its product as uncharacterized. Bases 1 to 576 code for a protein of 191 amino acids. Gene Ontology annotation, biological process: protein deubiquitination. The transcript has a single exon. Lineage: Eukaryota; Metazoa; Arthropoda; Insecta; Diptera; Culicidae. The record is from RefSeq and is a predicted model, not a curated record. Gene Ontology annotation, molecular function: cysteine-type deubiquitinase activity.
AUGGAGAUUAUGCGCUACAAUGGUGGAGCGGUUUCGGUACGUGUCAUACCGGGCGAUGGACAUUGUUUGUUCGCAGCAUUGGUUCACCAAUACCACAGAAUGGAAAUAAACUCAAAAGAACAUAGAGAUGCCACGCUAGAUAUACGGAAACGUAUAGAAAAUCAUAUAAGAGAAAACCUUGAAAGAUAUGCACCCAGUCUGACGUACGCUGCAGGAUUGGAUUACGGAGAUGCUAAUCAAGGACUGUCAGAUUUCUUAUCUCGAUUGGGUAAUGGAAAAGAAUGGGGAGGCGAGGAGUCUAUCACAGCAAUGACUGAAAUAUACAAUUGCAGGAUUGAUGUAUAUUGCGAACAAGGAGCCAGGAUUAGCUUCAAUGAAAGCGGAGCAGCCAACCGAACCCUACGUGUCGCGUAUCGGAUUGGUGGGCGAACAUCAAAAAGUGUGGAGCGAUCUCAUUAUGACAGCGUUGUGCAGUUACUGCGGAAUGACGCUACAGCAGAAAUACUAUCGACAAACGGAGCGGAGGAAAAUCGUAACAUCGGGACGGGAACCUUACAACAGUUACUAGAGAAGUGA